This is a messenger RNA of Symbiodinium sp. CCMP2592, 1152 nucleotides long. The record is from the annotation of a GenBank genome assembly. NCBI's taxonomy places the organism in Eukaryota, Dinophyceae, Suessiales, Symbiodiniaceae.
AUGGGGCUUUGCCGGGAUGGACGACUGGAGCUCUUCGUGGUCUCCUCCCGACGCCCCCUUGACGAUGACGGGGGAGACGAUGACGAGGAGGGUGAGGAGGAAGACGACGAAGAAGGUGAAGACCAAGAUGCAGAUGCCCUGACCUCUUGCCUGCGCACCAACGAGAAGGUCUUCUUUGACUUUCGACUUGGAGAGUUGCCUGCGGGGGUGGAGCACGAGGGCCAGCCCGCAAGGUUGAUGCGGACGCCGGAUUCAGGUGAGGCCACAGUUCUUUCUGUACCUGCUGGGGGCUACCUGAAGCUACCUCUGGACUUCCCAGAGAACCAUGGUGCCACCGUCUCCUCUUACACCCUGGUCGUGGAGCUGCGCUGCUCGCAUCCCCGGCCAUUCUCCCUCUUCCAGGCCACCUGGCCGGAAGUCUCCGCAAGCCACGCAACCAUCUCCGAAUGCCUCGUGGACCAGAGCCGCGUGGUAGUCGGCGGUGCCGAAAGCGAGAAGAGCGUCCGCUCCCUGGAAACGGCCCGACAACAAAAUCGCUUUGUGCGCCUCUACUUUGUGUGCAAUGCCGCGGAGAGCAACAUCCAAGUCUUCUCGAAUGGGGACCUCGCUCUGGCCGUUGGGUCUCUUCCGGCGGGUGGUUCCACUCGGUGGGCAUUGGAUCGCAAGGGCCUGUUGCUGCUGGCCAGCAACAGUCCUAGCUACAUGCCGGGCAGCAUCGAGAUCAAACGUGUGGAGCUUCAUCGACGACUGUUCAGCUCACUGGAAAUUCAAGCACACGUUUCCCAGCGCUGGUCCUUUCGCGGGGCGGCACUCAGCGCAGCUUUACGCCGUUUCCGUGGCAAACUGGCGCUGGCUGCCCUCGACAAGAAGCCGCAACCCCUCUGGUGCGACCUUUCGUUCUUGGCUCAUUUCUGCGAUGUGUUUAUGGACAUCAACAAUGGGAAAAUCUACAGAUCACUGCAGAUCAUUCUCCUGGGCCUCGAGAAGCUCGCUGCCGAGAAGUCCGCCUUGCUUGGGCCCGCAGAGCAGGAAGCCGUGAAGAAGGUGACAGCUCUUUUCGACUCCAGUACUGACCUCGGCACGAUUGGUGCACUAUCACAACACAGAGCAAAGGACUACGGCCAGAAUGACAGCGCAGGUAGAUACUCUUAA